GGAGGCGGAGCCCGGCCGGAGCCGAGCCCCGCGGAGAGGUCGGACGGGCGCGGCGGACGCACUCGGCCCGCGGAGCCCCGCGUGCUGCCCACGGUUCGCCCCUGAGGAGCCUAGAAGGAUUGUGCAAUGAAUGGUGAUACUCGAGCUGCCGUGGUGACCUCACCACCGCCAACCACAGCCCCUCACAAGGAGAGAUACUUUGACAGGGUGGAUGAGAAUAAUCCAGAAUACUUGCGAGAGAGGAACAUGGCCCCAGACCUUCGCCAGGACUUCAAUAUGAUGGAGCAGAAGAAGCGGGUGUCCAUGAUCCUGCAGAGCCCAGCUUUCUGUGAAGAAUUGGAAUCGAUGAUACAGGAGCAAUUUAAGAAGGGGAAGAACCCCACGGGCCUCUUGGCCUUACAGCAGAUUGCGGAUUUUAUGACCACCAAUGUCCCAAACGUCUACCCAGCAGCUCCGCAAGGAGGGAUGGCUGCCUUAAACAUGAGUCUUGGGAUGGUGACUCCUGUGAAUGACCUGAGAGGCUCUGACUCUAUUGCCUAUGACAAAGGGGAGAAGUUACUGCGCUGUAAGCUGGCGGCGUUCUAUAGGUUGGCGGACCUCUUCGGAUGGUCUCAGCUGAUUUACAAUCAUAUCACGACCAGAGUGAGCUCUGAGCAGGAGCACUUCCUCAUUGUACCUUUUGGACUGCUUUACAGCGAAGUGACUGCUUCCAGCUUGGUUAAAAUCAAUCUACAAGGAGAUGUAGUAGAUCGAGGAAGCACUAAUCUGGGAGUCAAUCAAGCUGGCUUCACCUUACAUUCUGCGAUUUAUGCUGCCCGACCGGAUGUGAGAUGCGUGGUCCAUAUUCACACGCCAGCAGGGGCAGCGGUGUCUGCGAUGAAGUGCGGCCUCUUGCCAAUCUCCCCGGAGGCACUGUCCCUUGGAGAAGUGGCUUAUCAUGACUAUCACGGGAUUCUCGUUGAUGAGGAGGAAAAGGUUUUGAUUCAGAAAAAUUUGGGACCUAAGAGUAAGGUCCUCAUUCUCCGAAACCAUGGGCUGGUCUCAGUUGGAGAGACUGUUGAGGAGGCGUUCUACUACAUUCACAACCUUGUGGUGGCCUGUGAGAUCCAGGUUCGUACGCUGGCCAGCGCAGGAGGCCCAGACAACCUAGUCCUGCUGGAUCCCGGGAAGUACAAAGCCAAGUCCCGGUCCCCGGAGUCUCCGGCAGGGGAGGGGAGCACCGGAUUGCCUCCCAGGUGGCAGAUUGGGGAGCAGGAAUUCGAAGCCCUCAUGCGGAUGCUUGAUAACCUGGGUUACAGAACUGGCUACCCUUACCGAUACCCUGCUCUGAGAGAGAAAUCUAAAAAGUACAGCGAUGUGGAGGUUCCUGCCAGUGUCACGGGUUACUCCUUUGCUAGUGACGGUGAUUCGGGCACUGGCUCGCCCCUCAGACACAGUUUUCAGAAGCAGCAGCGAGAGAAGACAAGAUGGCUGAACUCUGGCCGGGGCGAUGAGGCUCCCGAGGAAGGGCAGAAUGGAAGCAGUCCCAAGUCGAAGACUAAGUGGACUAGAGAGGAUGGACAUAAAGUCUCCACCUCUGCCGUCCCUAACCUGUUCGUUCCGUUGAACACUAACCCAAAAGAGGUCCAGGAGAUGAGGAACAAGAUCCGAGAGCAGAACCUGCAGGACAUUAAGACGGCUGGCCCUCAGUCCCAGGUCUUGUCUGGUGUCAUGAUGGACAGGAGUCUCGUCCAGGACGCACCCCUCUCUGACUGUACGGAAACUAUCGAAGGGCUCGAGCUUACAGAGCAGACCUUUAGCCCCGCUAAAUCUCUGUCUUUUAGAAAGGGGGAGCUGGUGACCGCCUCUAAAGCUAUCAUCGAGAAGGAGUACCAGCCCCACGUGAUCGUCAGCACCACAGGCCCCAACCCCUUCAACGCGCUCACAGACCGGGAGCUGGAGGAGUACCGCAGGGAGGUGGAGAGGAAGCACAGGGGCUCAGAAGAGAAUGUGGACGAGACUAGAGAGCAGAAGGAGACGAACCCCCCAGACCCUCCUGCUGCACCCCAGACCCCCCCCAGCACCCCCGUCAAGCUGGAGGAAGACCUGCCACCGGAGCAGACUUUGGGAGAUGACAGGGAAGCUGCCACCUUCAAGCCGACUCUCCCCGACCACUCCCCUGAUGAGCCUUCAGAAGCGCUUGGCUUCCCAGCGUUAGACAAGGAGGAGGACGAGGGUCUUGGGGAAGCCCCUGACCCUCAGAGCCCUACCAAGUCCCCCACGGUAGCCAGCCCCCCUACAGCCCCAGGCCAGGCGGCUGCAGAGGCCCCCUCCCCAGCUGCCGAGGAGGGGGCUGCCGUGGACCCUGGCAGUGAUGGGUCCCCGGGCAAGUCCCCUUCCAAAAAGAAGAAGAAAUUCCGCACCCCCUCCUUCCUGAAGAAGAGCAAGAAGAGGAGCGACUCCUGAAGGCCCACCACACUGUCGUCCCUCAGAAUGCCCCCUUGUGUCCUGUGCUCCGUCUUCUCGUGUAAUGGAAUGCAAGGCCAGUCCCUCCCCUGUAGCUCGAGUUCAGAGUUCACCUCUGACGGCGUGACCAAACCCGAUGCAGACGGUGCUAACCUAGUGUGCGCACAGCAGCCCGCCCAGCCCCGCACGCUGGCCCUCAGCCUCCCGCUUCUCUGCGUCCAUCUCUGCAUCCUUGUUGCUGCUGUGGGGAGUGCUGUCGGCCAGUCUCACAACUGGCUCCCUGAAACACCCUCUUCCCACAGUGGGCCAGAUCGUGGCCCUGGCUGGAAGCUUCUGGAGGCUUCUGCCAGCUCUGGUUACAGCCUUCACCUCCUGAGCCUUGGCCGUCUCCCUUGCUUUUCCUUCUUGUCCUGAGCUAACAUGCAUCUUCUCUGCUAGGCUUCCACGCACCUCAGGCGUCUCAGUGACGGACUCGUGGCUUCCUGCUGGCAUCAUGUGCUCAUGUGACCUGACCUGACUCAUAAACACAGCCCUGGUCCUGUGAAAACACCCAUGUUCUGGCUGGCCAGCCAGGCUGCCGUGAAGUGGGGCUGGGGUGGGCGCUGGGCUAGAAACCCUGAGACAGACAGGGCUGUGCACGUGGCACGGUCCUAUUCAGGGUCUGAUAGAUGACCCUCGUCAGGAAACAGAUUCAGGAACUCAUACUGUCUUACUCACUGGGGUCUCUGGAUUCCUGUCACAGGAGGGGGAAGAGUCCUUUCUAGAAUUUUCUUUUCAGCAGAUUUGCAACUCAGCCUACAUUUCUCACUGUGAACGUGAACGGGCCACUUUCUUCUUUAGUUAUCUCCGUAGAGCCUGCCGCAGACGGCAGCAGAGCACUGUUUAUGCCCUUAUCUGGUGAAGUUUCUGGAACUGAGAAGGCGUCUAUUCUUACCUUAACUCAGCCCGGUUUUGAUCAAAGGCAGAAGUCAGCUCUAAGGGUCCUGUUCUGACGUCAUGCACCUGGGUCACAUGGAGCCUUGGUCGACACCUCUGAGUUUUCAGUUAACUCAGAUCAUUAGAAAAUAGCUUAGAGGGAGCUGGUGAGGGGCCAGAUGGACUCGAUGGGGCAGUCCCUCUCUGGUGCCACCCUGAUGAGGCAUGGGGCAGCCAGACAGGCUCACCACUGGGGAGAGGAGGGACAAGCAAGACAGCCAGGUGGAGGGGGGGUGAUCUGGUCCUGGCAUGGGUGGCCUGAGCCGCCUUGGGACAUGGACAAGACUUGCAGACAGGCCUGGGCUGGUUGCAUGGCACUAACGCUUGGAGCUUCCGUGCUAACCCUGCUAACCCUGUAGGGCCUGCCUGCCUCCUGCGCCAGCUGCUUUCCUUCUGCUGUGCCGCCUGGUCCAGUUCUAUGCCGUCGCUGUGUUCAGUUCACCAGGGACUCUGCAUUUCCCCUCGGCACCCCGUCCGCAGUGACUUACUCUCCACUUUUGUAGCUUAUUUUAAUUCUUUGUAUUACAGUAUGAGAUAGAGUUGCAUAUAUGGACACAGACUUCAAGGUCAGGUCCUGUACUUCCUUUCUUCAUUGUAACGUUGUUCUACUCACAAAUAAAAUUCUCUAAGCCA
Molecule: messenger RNA, 4053 nt
Organism: Loxodonta africana (African savanna elephant)
Lineage: Eukaryota; Metazoa; Chordata; Mammalia; Proboscidea; Elephantidae
Gene: ADD1
Product: adducin 1
Exons: 16
Coding region: 127-2445 (772 amino acids)
Biological process (GO): positive regulation of adherens junction organization; barbed-end actin filament capping; positive regulation of establishment of endothelial barrier
Cellular component (GO): focal adhesion; cytoskeleton; adherens junction
Molecular function (GO): actin filament binding
Source: RefSeq, a predicted model, not a curated record